AUGGAUUCGAAUGAUUCAAUUUGUAGUCAAAGUGAAUCUUACAUCAUAGGAAUCGAUGACAAAAGUACAGUUCUUAAUCUGAUUCCGUCUAAGAAUGAUUCUCAAAGUUGCUUCUUCGAAAACUUAACUCUCGCAUGGUUGGAUAUCAAUCUUAACGAGUCUGAUCAAAAUUGUCAACAGUCUAUUGGUGAACUUCGACGUAUCGUCAACACCAUAAGUAUAUUCACUGAUCCUGAUGAAUGUGUAGAUUUUCUCACUGAUAUUGAAGAUACAAGUGUGUUCUUAAUUGUAUCGUCUGAUGUUGUUCAACAAUUACUUCCACUUAUUCAUGACAUAUCACAGAUUGAUUCAAUCUAUGUAUUAGAUGAGGCUAAGUCGACAUCUGAUAUGUGGAGAAUAAUGGAAUGGAUAAAAUUGAAAGGAAUUUUUAUUCAGAUAACAUGUUUAUGUGAUCAACUUGCACGAGAUGUCAAAGAAUAUGAUCGACAUAUGAUUUCAAUUAGUAUGGCUCCACCAAAUGAUGAUUACAACCAAGAUUUAAAUGAACUUGAACCUUCAUUCAUGUAUUCACAACUAUUCAAAGAGAUUUUACUCGAUAUUGAAUAUCAGGAUAAUGCGAAAGAAGAAUUAGUUCAACUAUGGCGUGAGGAAUACCAUGAUAAUCAGUCUCAAUUGAAAAUUAUCGAUGAAUUUCACCGAGAUUAUUAUUCACAUAGUGCCAUCUGGUGGUAUACUCGUGAUACAUUCACUUAUUCUAUGUUGAAUCGAGCUCUAAGAACAAUGGAUAUAGAACAUAUGAUUAAGAUGGGCUUUUUCUUACGCGACAUUCAUCGUCAAAUUCAACAGUUACAUGUUGAAAAAACAUCAUGCUUUCGAGUUCUUUUGAUAGUCUAUCGUGGACAAGGAAUAUCUAACAAUGAAUUCGAAAAGCUACGAGCAAGAAAAGGUGGUCUUCUGUCCUUUAACAAUUUUCUAUCUACCAGUACCAAUCGACAAGUCUCACUUAUGUGGGCCGACAGUUCUCGAGCACAUUCAUUAUUGACAGGUGUUCUUUUUCAAAUAACUAUUGAUGAUAUAACAACUAUGUCGAGUCCAUUUGCAUCAAUAAAAGACAUUAGUAAUUUUCCAUCUGAAGAAGAAAUUUUAUUUUCAAUGCAUACCGUUUUUCGAAUUGGUGAUAUGAAAGAGAUUGAAAAUCGAUUAUGGGAAGUUAAUUUAACUUUAACAAAUGAUAAUGAUGAAGAUCUUAAAAUUCUCUCAGAAAGUCUUCGAAAAGAAUUAUUUGCAUAUUCACGUUGGCAUCAAUUAGGUCGAUUGAUGUAUCGAAUGGGAAAAUUUCAACAAGCAGAACAACUCUAUAUGUUCAUUCUCAAUUCGAAACAUCUCUGCAAACAAGAAGAACGUAUUAUUCUCUAUGGUCAACUUGGAUCAUGUAAACAAGCAAAAAGAGAAUUUAAAAGUGCUCUUGUAUGCUAUCAAAAUGUACUUGAAAUUGAAAAACAAUCUCGUUCUCCAAAUAUUCCUAAUCUAGCUAUUACAUACAACAACAUUGGUCUCGUGUACAAACUUAUGGGAGAGUAUCAAAAUGCAUUUUUAUGUUAUCAAAAAGCACUUGAAACUCAUCAAACAUGUUCUCCUUCUUAUCUUUCUCCUCUAAUGACAAUUUACAGAAAUAUUGGUGACGUAUUUAAAUUGAUGGGAGACUAUGAAAAUGCACUUUGGUUCUAUAAAAAGACAUUAGACAUUGAAAAAAUUAUUCAUCCUCAUAAUCAUCCUAAUCUAGCUCAUUCUUAUAACAAUAUCAGUGGAUUAUAUUACAUAUUGGGUGAUCAUGUGAAAGCACUUUUCUUUGCUGAAAAGACGUUGGAAAUCUUAAAAAAAUCUCUACCACUUGAUCAUCCACAUCUAGGAGUAAUUUACAACAACAUGGCUUUAAUGAGUAGUUAUAUUGGAAAUCAUUCAAAUGCAAUCGCAUUCAGUGAAAAAGCUCUUGAAAUAGACACAAAAAUUCUAUCUCCUAAUGACCCUAACUUAGCCAUUACUUAUAAUACCAUAGGUAAUUUAUAUUAUAGAAUGGGUAAGUAUACAACAGCACUCUCAUUCUGCCUAAAGUCAUUAGAAAUCUUCAAAAAAACAUUAUCUUUAAAUCAUCUUGACUUGGCUUCGAGCUACAACAAUGUUGGUUUUCUGCAUAGUGUUUUAGGAGAUUAUCAAAAUGCAUUAUUGUGUUAUGAAAAGGUACUGGAAAUUCGACAACAGUCUCUUCCCUCCAAUCAUCGAGACAUGGCUGCCAUUUAUAAUAACAUAGCUACUCUAUAUGGUCGUAAGAAUGAUUAUUCAAGUGCACUAUUAUUUUAUCAAAAGGCUCUCCACAUACAACAACAAAUAUUUGGUGACAAUCAUCCCGAUCUGGCCCAAACAUACAACAAUAUCGGUCUAAUCUAUAAGCUGUUAUGUGAUUAUUCAAAAGCAAUUCUAUUCUAUCAAAAGGCAUUGAACAUCGAAGAAAACUUGCUUCUGCCAAAUCAUCAGAAGCUACCACUUUACUACAACAAUAUGGGUCUUGCGUAUCAAGACAUGAACGAUCAUUUUAAUGCAUUUUCUGCUCAUCAGAAGGCGCUUCAAAUUCAAGAAAAAACUUUACCGUCCACACAUCCUGAUCUAGCUAAUACUUAUGCGAAUUUAGCCAUCUUACAACGAAAUAUAGGUGCUUAUUCGAAUGCACUUUUCUAUUUUCGAAAAGCACUUGAAAUUCAAGAAAACUCACCCUCUAACAAUUAUAGGGAUCUGGCCAUAACAUAUAAUGAUAUUGGCAUUCUUUAUAAUGACAUGGGAAAGCAUUCAGAUGCACUCAACUUUCUAGAGAAAGCACUUGAAAUUAAACAAAAAAUGCCAUCUUGUAGUCCUCUCGAUCUAGCUAAUACCUACAACAAUAUUGGUACAGUACAUUACAAUGCUGCUGAUUAUUCAAAAGCACUUUCUUUCUUUCAAAAAGGACUUGAAAUUAAUGAAAAAUAUCUCCCUGCAAAUCACCCAGAUUUGUUCUCAAUCAACACCAAUAUUGGUCAAAUUUAUAAUCAAAUCGGAAACUAUUCAAAUGCACUUUCUUUCUCGGAGAAAGCACUUCAAAUAUCCCUAAACCUAUCGCCUUCCAAUCCUCUAAAUCUAGCUACAGUCUAUAACAACAUUGGUACCAUAUAUGGUAAUGCUGGUGACUAUUCAAAAGCACUCUCUUUCUUACAAAAAGCACUUGAAAUUCAAAAAACUAUUCUCCCUCCCAAUCACCCAGAUUUGGCUACAGCUUAUAACAAUAUUGGCAAAAUCAUUUUCAAAAUGGGUGAAUACUCGAACGCACUCUUAUAUCACCAAAAGGCUCUAGCAAUUCGAGAAAAAUCUUUACCAUCAGAACAUCCUCUGUUAGCUUUGUCAUGACCACAUUCAAUUAUGACUUGGAUUGAACAUGAAAACGUCAGAGAUGAACGUGCUGAAACAUUUCAAUCAUUAUUAUGGCCUGGUGUGUAUGAAUGGAGUUAUGGAAUAUGUGCCACAUGUGCUGGAACAUUUAUCAUUUCACCAGCUAAAGCUGAAAAAAUGUAUUUACCAGAAAAUUUUGGUCGAUGUGCAACAGAGAAAGCUAUUAUUAGCUAA
Messenger RNA from Rotaria sordida, 3648 nucleotides. The record is from the annotation of a GenBank genome assembly. NCBI's taxonomy places the organism in Eukaryota, Metazoa, Rotifera, Eurotatoria, Philodinida, Philodinidae.